Babesia bigemina is the source of this 1839-nucleotide messenger RNA. Its product is annotated as protein kinase domain containing protein, putative. Gene Ontology annotation, molecular function: ATP binding; cyclin-dependent protein serine/threonine kinase activity. Bases 1 to 1839 code for a protein of 612 amino acids. The transcript has 2 exons. Gene Ontology annotation, biological process: protein phosphorylation. The record is from RefSeq and is a predicted model, not a curated record. Gene Ontology annotation, cellular component: nucleus. NCBI's taxonomy places the organism in Eukaryota, Apicomplexa, Aconoidasida, Piroplasmida, Babesiidae.
AUGAAUCUAUUGGGGCACGGAGCGGGCGCCGAUAACCAAGGAAAUGGGUUCCUUAAACUCAGGCAGGCUGCCGCCGUGAGAAGGAGCUCGCGCAGUGGGCACUCCGACGGCCAGGUGCCUCCACACCUCCUCGCGAAUGCGGCCGCGGCGGCGGACCACGCCUACGCCCGAACGGCCAGUAAUACGGCCAGGACGGCGAGGGCGGGCGCAAUAACGGAGCGGGAUAUCGAUAUGGCGGCGGCGGAGACAUUCCGGGAGGGCAUACGCGCCCGCGAUGUGACGGACGGGGGCAUCUUGCGGGGCUGCGACUUGAUCGGGGACAUCGAAAGCGAGUUGAGCCACUCUGUGGAUGACAGCCUGGACUUGGGCCUCUCAAGCUCGUGCAGGCUCGACGCCGCGGAGUCUAACUACUUCAGGGACCCGGAAAACAAUGGCAUCCGCAACAUCACCGACGUCCUGUCGUUCGACAAGCGACUGGGCCAGGGUGUCUACGGAGACGUGUUCCUCUGCCACCUACGCGCUGAUCGCACGAAACGCUUCGCGGUGAAACGUAUACAGCAGGCGCCUUCACCGGUGGAGAAGAUCUUCGGACUCGACCAGAACAUUAUAAAGGAGCUGCACGCACUGAGGGCGCUCAAGAGGCCGCACGCCAACAUCGUGCGGCUCUACGACUUUUGCUCCGCGAUGGAGACGCUAGUCCCGCGCAACUCGUCGAAGCCGUCGCCGAAGGACGCGAAGAAGAAGUGCGUGGCCUUCUACCUCAUCUUCGAGCUGUGCGACAUGGACCUGAGCCAGUUCGUCAAGGAGGCGUCGCUCAAGUACAAGGCGCACGAAAUGGACCUCUUCAGCACCACCAGCGAGCACGUGGACGGCGAGUACCACAUCGAGGAUAUCAUAAACCAGUGGUGCACGCUCUACCUCAAGAAGCGGCAGGACGACGCCUUCAAGGACGGCGGGCCGGGCAUCGCCGUGCGCAGCGAGAGGAUCCCGCUGCCGGGUCUACCCGAGGAUAUCGUAAAGGUCAUCAUGUACCAGAUGCUGCAGGGGCUCGCGUACAUCCACUCCAACAGAAUAAUCCACAGGGACAUCAAGCCCCAAAACAUACUGCUGAAGAAGACCAACGGCGUUUUCGACUCGCUCGAAGCGCUCAAAUCGCCCAGCGCCUGGCAAGUGAAGAUCGGUGACCUGGGGCUAUCGACGAUCGUCCCGGCCAGGUACCUCACUACGAUGACGGAGGAGGUGGUGACGCUGCUGUACCGGCCGCCGGAGCUGCUGCUAGGCGACUGCAAGUACACCACGGCGGUGGACAUAUGGUCCACCGCCGCCAGCGUUGGCGAAUGCCUGCUGGGCAAGCCGAUGUUCAGGGCAAGGACCGAGUUCAGCGUCCUGAUGCGCAUCAUCUGCACCGUGGGCGCGCCACUGGUCGAUGAAAUGCCCGAUUUCGCCAAGCAGCUCAAGUACCUCACCGACAGCAUGCCCAAGGUGACCAGGGACGCCAGGUCGUCGCUCAGGAAGAUGUUCACGGACCACUUCGGGAGGCAGCUGCUCAGCGAGACGGGGCUUGACCUGUUCGUGAAGAUGCUGCAGUUCGUGCCCGAUAAGAGGAUCACGGCCGAGCAGGCGCUCAAACACCCGUGGUUCGACGACAUAGAGUCGCUGCUCAAGCCCUCCAUCGCUAAGUCCUACCACAGCCUCGAGCGGGCGUUCCCCAAAGGGCAGCGCGAUAUGCUGCCGCUUCCGUUCAAAGGCGACCUCGCUGAGUUCAAGACGCAGCUGCGCAAGGCGACGCUCAAACCGGCCUCCAUUGACGAGCCGUACAUGCAGUUUGUUUUCCCGUGA